AUGUCUUCUGCUUUGGUUACGGGCGCCACGGGCAUCACCGGAAGCGCCAUUGUUCACCACCUGAUCAAAGAUAGCUCCUCUGAAAAAGUCUACUCGUUCUCUCGACGCAAUCCUGGUAACCAGCAUCCGAAGGUCCAACAUGUUACCAUGGACCUUCAGAGCUCUGUAGAGGACAUGACAGACAACCUUAAUGAAGUCUCUGCGGAAUUUAUCUACUUUUGUGCUUAUCUGGUCCCCGAGGAUCCGGAAGAGUUGUUGCGUGUAAACGUGACGCUCCUGAGCAACUUUCUCCAAGCCCUCAAGGUUACUGGAGCCGACAAAAAGAUCAAGCGCUUUAUCCUCACUUGUGGCUUCAAGCAGUACGGCGUCCACCUCGGACAGGCCAAACAGCCUUUCCUGGAAGAUGACCCCUUGCUAGAGAACAAAGAAGGGGUCAGUUGGCCUCCUAUCUUCUACUACGAGCAACAAAGAGUACUUAUUGAAGCCGCCGCCAAAGGCGGAUGGGAAUGGGUCGCCACGCUGCCCGAGGACGUGCUCGGGUAUGCGCGGGGGAACUUCAUGAAUGAGGCCACCUCUAUUGGGCUCUACUGCGCUGUGAGCAAAGCUUUGCCAGGAUCUGAGCUGCCUUUCCCAGGUAGCAAGGCCAAUUACUUCACGUUCAACUGCUGGACAUCGGCAAACCUACACGCCAAAUUCUGCCUCUGGGCCGCGAAGGCCCCUGGUGCGGGCAAUAACAUCUUCAAUGUGAUGAAUGGUGACACAGAAUCCUUCCAUAACCUGUGGCCUCGUCUUGCUACCCGAUUUGGAUGCAAGAUCCCGGAUCCAAUGUUCCCUAAUGGUGGUGUGCCGAAUACAAAGGGGUACCGGAACUACGAGUCGUUGACGAUCCCACUGCAGAACAGGCCGCCUCUCCAGGCGAAUGCAUCAUCUCUGGGCCUCUCGUCGGAUAGUUUGGUGAAAAACUCUCCCAAACUCUUCCUUCAGGUGGAUAUUGAGAAGUGGGCGCGUCGAGCUGACGUGAAUGAAGCCUGGGCUGGCCUGAGAGACAAGUACCAUCUUGAUCAACGGGCCUGGGACAAGGCAACCUGGGAUUUUCUAGUUUUGACCAUGGGCCGGGACUGGAGCUGUGUGGCGAGUAUGAGCAAAGCCCGGAAGCUGGGAUGGACAGGAUAUGCGGAUACAUGGGAGGAGCUGGAAGAUACCUUCCGAGUACUAGAAGAAGAAGGGGUACUACCGCCCGCGGAUCGGCUCCGUCGGGGAUUUUAG
Molecule: messenger RNA, 1266 nt
Organism: Penicillium atrosanguineum
Lineage: Eukaryota; Fungi; Ascomycota; Eurotiomycetes; Eurotiales; Aspergillaceae
Product: SDR family oxidoreductase
Exons: 2
Coding region: 1-1266 (421 amino acids)
Source: RefSeq, a predicted model, not a curated record